GUAAUCGUAGAGACAAAAUGCUCGUUUCUUUCGUCCUCUUUUCACAAGUAUAUAUAUAGACAUUUUUACAAUAUUUUAGAGUUUUAACUUUCUUUCAACAGUUUAAUUUGUUUUGGCGAGGGAAUUAUUAUUACUGAUGUUUUUGUAUACGCCAACGUAAAUGUUAAUUUCAUUGAAAAUGUGCUUGUCUCGCCCAGCGAGUGGUCAACUGCACUAAACUGUAGUAGGAAUUCGCUUAGGGCAAAAAAGAAAUUAAACAAAAAAAGAUGACUUUUUCGGUGCCUUCAAUUUGUAACUAAGAAAGUCAAUCUUUACUUUGUUAGGUAUGCAUAUUUUAAUAGUUAUCAGUACUAAAUUGGCAAAGCCAUAUAUGUGGGCAGCCAGCAGCCUAUAUAUAAAUAAUCUUUGAAUACAAUUUCACAUUUACACUCAUGAAGUAACAUCAAUAUCAUGCAUCUUUUAACACUCUGCUAUGAUUUGGCAUUCUGUUGCAUCGUUGAAAGAAACAUGGUUUCUUAGUACCUUUGCAGAUGUUACGAACUGAAGAUUUAUAGAUUUGGUAUUGUAUCUAGAUGACUCGUUCGAUAGAGCGAGACGCCCCUUCAAAGUCUUAGCGUCUUAUUUAAUCCCAAUUUGCAUAUACGAUUUCACUGUUACGGGGAGCCGGAAGAUACAGUUAUUAAUUUUUAAAUGAGUUACGUACAUCUUGUCUUUAGGUCUGAACAGAUAUUUGCAACAUUGAAUUUGGUUUUGGUUUAAACUUAAGUGAAUACGCUUUGAAGUACCGUCAUGAAACUCCAAACAGGAGUUUUGCUCAUAUGGAUUCUGUGCUUCGUUUGGUCUAUCAAAGCGGACUCGCAUCUCUGUGGACAUCGUAACAUCUCGCAGAGUGCUGCACAUCGUCGCGUAAAGAGAGUAAUUGGUGGAACAGAAGCAAAAAGAAAUUCCUGGCCGUGGAUUGUGAACUUUAUUGAUAAUCAAAAUCUUCAACAAUGUGCCGGUUCAAUUAUCGACCAUGAAUGGGUUUUGACUGCUGCGCAUUGUUUUCUGUUCGAACCCGAACCAGGCCCAGUUAAAAAUUAUACCUAUAUUGUUGCUGAUCAUGGAUUAAACAAAACAGAUGAACACGAAUAUGAAAUUACGGCAUCAAAAGUUUAUGUUCAUCCAAAGUACUUUAUGGGUAAUAUGGUGUCUCCUGGUGAUUAUGACAUAGCGUUGAUGAAACUCUCAAAACCCCUAAACUACAGUGAUCAGGUACAACCUGUUUGUCUUGGAGAAAAGGAUGAUGUUUUUGACGAAAAUGAUACCUGUGUUUUAACCGGUUGGGGUAACGAUAAAAAUAUAUCAGGGUACUAUCGUUCACCAUUCUUGAAGGAAGUCAAACUUGAUUUGGUUGAUCUAAAAGUAUGUAAUAGUAAUGCUUCAUAUAAGGGGCAGGUUUCGGACAGAUUUCUCUGUGCCGGUCAAAAAAUCGGUCGUAUUGAUGGAUGUUCGGGUGAUAGUGGAGGUCCAUACCAAUGUGAACGUAAUAAUACAUGGAUACAAAUUGGGAUAAUGAUCUGGGGUAUCGGAUGCGCUGAGGAAAACCAUUAUGGCGUAUAUACCGAUGUCAGAGUUCUUCAAUCAUUUAUUAAAGCAAUACAAGCAGGACCAAACCCUAACUUGACUGUGUACGCCAUGAAAUCGCUGAAGGAUGUCCGACCGUCCUUGAAGAGUAGACUCUCAAGUAACCUGUAUGAUUUGUUCACAAACAAAGGAGAGUUUUCUAAAAUUGACCUGGUGAGAAAUUAUCGCCUAGUUCCAUAUCAAAUUGAGUUGAUAAACAAAACAACGUUAAUGGACCUAGUGUUCGUUAGUUCAAAGUCCAACGUAACUGCGAAUACCACUACGUUGAAACACGUCAUUACUGAUAUUUUCGACAGUCAAGCUAAAAGAUUAUAUAAUUAUCAUAAGAGCAAAGGAGUUGUGAAAGAAUUUAACAUCACUUUUGAAGAAAUCUACGAAUCAGUUAACUUAACCAAAGACGGAUUUCUAAAUUCUAAGUCAACAGUGAUUGAAAAGGUCAGGAAAAGAAUAUACGUUGAACGAUAUAUCGACAAUCUUAAAAUGUACCGAGACACAAUAAUGGCCUACAAAUCGGGUUUGAGCGUUGUUUUCAACAUUUCACAAUUUAAAAAGGAUUUGAAUAAAUCGGCAGAUGACUUGAAAAAUCUUGAGAAGAAAUCGCUCAAACUAAUUUUAGUGAAACACAACCAAAUGUUGUUUACCAAGAUGUUAGGUGUACGUAAUAUAUCAUCUUUCUUCGAGACCAGUCUGGAAAUUUUGAAAAAUAUGACUGUCGCUAAAGUAUUAACUGAAUAUCUUCAUAUUAAUCUUACUACUUUUGCAUCAUCACAUCAACUAACAAGUGAAGAAAUUGAUCUUUUAAAACUGAAAAAGAUAUCGUCUGUUUCUUAUCCUGAUGAUCAAAGCCUUUAUGAUUUGAUGAAGAAAAUAUUGGCAGAGUUGUAUGAUUCUUGUGGUAUUCGUUAUAAGCACUCGCGAUCACGUCGUAAGAGAGUAAUAGGUGGACGUGAAGCGGCAGAAAACAGUUGGCCGUGGAUAGUAAACUUUAUCAAUUCAAACACGCGGGAACAAUAUUGUGCCGGAUCUAUCAUUGAUCGUAAAUGGAUCUUAACUGCUGGUCAUUGUUUUGUUCUGAGUGAUGGGAAUUUAGUGUUGUCAAACUACACCUACCAUGUCGGAGACCACCGCCUAAAUUUCACAGAUGCUCACGAGUACACAAUCGAGGCAUCAAAACUGUUUAUUCAUCCGAAAUAUGUUGGUGGAGCAGAUUACAGCCCAGGAGACAAUGAUAUAGCUAUGAUUGAGUUGAAACGACCAUUGACUUAUAGUAAAUAUGUUCGACCAUUAUGUCUUGUCAAAGAUGGUGAGGCGUUUAUGAACGGAACUUGUUAUGUAUCGGGGUGGGGAAACAUCGUGAACAAGCAAGGUUACCAUCGCUCCCCUGUUCUGAAAGAGGCCGAACUGGAUUUAGUAUCUCUAGAAGCCUGCAACAGUGAUACUUCAUAUAACGGAAAUAUUUCUGACAGCUUUAUUUGUGCUGGUUUCGAGGAAGGUGGCACUGAUUCUUGUUCUGGUGAUAGCGGCGGUCCUCUACAGUGUCAUCGCAAUGGAUCAUGGGUACAGAUAGGUAUUGUGAGUUGGGGAAAGCAAUGCGCUCUGAAAAACUUUUAUGGUGUCUAUUCAAAUGUUGAGCAGCUUCUGCCUUUUAUCAAUGCAAUGAAAUCUGGACCUAACGUCAACCUUACGACUUAUUAUGAAAAAACUUUGGUAGAAUUGUUACCCAAGAUGCAUGAACGACGAUCGAAGAAUCUCGGAGAAUUGUUGACAAACAACAAACAGUUCUCGGAUUUCGACUUAGUGCGGAAUCUUCAAAGCAAACCAGACCAAUUUAAACUUCUGAACAAAGCAACUCUAAUGAAUCUCGUGUUUGUCAGCGAUGAUCAAAAUCUAACCCAAAACAACACGAUGUUAAAAUACAUUGCCAAAGUUUUCUUACAGCAAACGAAUAGACUGAAAAUGUACAUGAAAAGUGAAGAGCUUGGGAAAGAACUAAACAUUACUUUUGAUGAAAUGGUUCAGUUAUUGGGUUUAUCAAAAGAAAAAUUUCUUGAUUCCAAACCUGAGGUUCUUAAGCAAGUCAGAUCCAUUACUUUAAUCCAAAAGUUGUUGAGCAAACUUACAGGGUACAAAGAUGAUUUGAUGACCUACAAAAAUAAUGUAAACAUAAGUUUGGAUGUCAUGAAAAUUAGGCAACAUUUUAACACGCUCUCUUUUAAAGACAUCAAUAUGUUGACGGAGAAAGAACUGAAACAAAUGCUAGUCAACCAAAAUAUGAUAUUAUUCACAAAGACACUGUCCUCACGAAACAUCUCAACAUUUUUCAAUAUUUCUACUCCUACUUUAAGAAGUAUGACAGUUCCUGAUGUUGUAACUCAAGUGUUAGGUAUCAGUGUUCACAACUUUACAUCAUUACUUAUGUUAACGGCCCAUCAGCUGGAAGUCAUCCAUGACUCCGAAAUAUCCACUGUAUCUUACUCAGAGGAGAAGACUCUUUAUGAAAUCACACACGCUCUCUUAGAGGAAAAAGGCAAGACCAACAAAUGCAGCAAAUCACGUUGUGCAAAGAACGCAAGAUGUAUCCAGAAUUCAGAUUACUCAUUCUCGUGUCAUUGUAUGAAGGGCUACAUUAAAAAUGGUGACGAGUGUGAUACUGGCAACACAAUAUUUGAAUCUGACGUGGUUCUGAACCAAACAUUCACCGAGUCACUCAACAAUCCAAACUCAUCAGAAUAUCUGGACCUCGCAAAAAAAAUUGAACAAGGUUUAACAGCUGCGAUUAGAAAAGAAAAUAUUUUCCCUGGGUUCCUUGGUUGCCAGGUUACUGGUUUUAAAAAAGGAAGUGUAGUCGCUCAGUAUAUUUUGAUAUUUCGACUAAAAGAAACGGAGACUGUUAAUGCGUCGAAACUAUCAGAAAUUAUACGUAGAUCAGUUCGGAAUGGUUCGUUGGCAUUGCCUGUCUUGUCAUCAAAAUCUCUUGUGGCGACAGAUUUUUGUUCCUUGGGUCUCCACAGUUGUCACGAACAUGCUACAUGCACAGUAAGAAAUGACAUUGUGACUUGCACAUGUAACAAAAAUUAUCAUGGUGAUGGUAAAAGUUGCGUAGAUCCGUGCAAGAAACUUGAGUGUCCUGCUCACUCUUAUUGUUUCCGUGGCUUGAAUGGACAUGCGAAAUGUAUCUGUGACUCUGGUUAUACUUACGAAGAAGGGGAAUGUAAAGAUAUUAAAGAUCUAAAACCAGCUCUAAUCGUUGUCAGCUGUGUUGCUGGUACCUUGCUGUUACUGGCGUUGUUGGUGUGCUGGUAUCAAUAUUGCAAUAGAAAUAGAAAUAAAUCCCUGGAAAUCACUGCGAACGGCGACAGAGGAACAGAAAAUGUUGCGUAUGACACGAUGAAUAUGGAUAAACUUUAAUUGCAUUUGCAAUCACUCUUUUUAAAAUAUUUACUGAUUUUAUCUUCAUAAUCAUGCACAGUAGGAUGUCGAUGUAUAUUUUAUAGACUAGUUGUGAUUAUAUAGAAAAAAACUUCAUUCGUUCUCCAGCAGGCAUUUAUAGGAUAUUAGAAUGACGUUUAUGGUAUAUAUAUAUAAUCGUUGAACUUUAUAAGCCUAAUUAUAUUAAUAUAUUAGUUAUAUUAAUAAUACUUAUUAAUAUUACUUUAGUAUUAGUAAUGUAUAGGUUUCGCGCUGUUCUUUAAGACUCUGUAUACGAUUAAAGCGUCUGAUUGGUUGUUUUUUAAUACUUAAAACAAUGAGUCACUACCGUUGAGAUAAACGGAAGAACUAAGAAACGAAAAUAAAAAUGACUUA
This is a messenger RNA of Dendronephthya gigantea, 5430 nucleotides long. RefSeq lists its product as uncharacterized. Gene Ontology annotation, molecular function: serine-type endopeptidase activity. The record is from RefSeq and is a predicted model, not a curated record. The transcript has 8 exons. Gene Ontology annotation, biological process: proteolysis. Lineage: Eukaryota; Metazoa; Cnidaria; Anthozoa; Malacalcyonacea; Nephtheidae. Bases 790 to 5034 code for a protein of 1414 amino acids.